GGGACUUUAGUAAAUUAAAUAUGACAAGGAUUUUAGUUUGUCACAAGCCUUUUUGUGGAUUGCAGUUUGCUUGAGAUGUGGAUUAAGGAUAUUUAUGUUGCAGGAUAGAGCAUGAUGUUUAUUCAACUCGAUGAGCAAAAGAAUACUUCACUUUGCUUGUUGGGAAGCCAAAUGAAAGAUGCUCAUGGUAAUAAAGUUUGCUUCACGGUGGUGUAGAUAUCAAAACUAGUUUGAUUCACUACCAUUCUCUCCAACCAUUCCAUAAACUCAUUCACUAGCAAAGAAAAUAAGAGGUUGAAGAAAUUAUGUUGGUGUUCUUGGAAUUGAAGCAUCUCUUGCUGGAGGUGCUACCAUCGCCUACCAUGGUGGCACAAGGCCGCUUGCUGUGUAUCCAAAAUCACUUGGCCAUGGUUUGUGAUAGCCUUUGGGCUAUCAAUUCAAUGAUCGAAAUCCCUGAGAUGGGAGUGCUGUUUAACUAUAUUUGGCAUCAUCGUUUUAAUUCGCCUUUAGAUGUUCCUGUAGAAUUUGCAGAUUGGGUGACAGAUGUGGCUACAGCAGUUAUAGAUGUGGGAGAGUUGCUCAGUCGAAUCAUGGAUUGGGAAGCAAGUUUGCACUUUCGCCAUGUUAUUCUAGUGGAGCUGAAAGAGAUGUUGUGCGACUUGAAUUCUCUUGUGCUGAGAGGAUCUGCAAUGGGUCUUCCAAGGGACCCUAUGGGUUCUAUGAACCCACUCCGAGAAGACUACUCAAUUGUCUUACAAAAUGAGGUGGUGGGCAGACAUGAAGAUCUAGAGAAACUCAUUGAAAUCUUUCAACAACAACAACAACAACUAGUACCAUCUAACAACAAUGGCGAUGAUUACAACCCCUUUGUUAUUGUCAUAGAUGGCGAAGAAAGGGUUGGGAAGACGACCUUGGCACAUAUGAUCUACCACCACACUUGGGUGCGCCAACAAUUUCAUCAUCGCAUUUGGGUGGAUCUACCACCCAGUGUUUCGACACUCGAGAUGAUUAAGAUUAUCGGAAAAGAAUUUGCAGAGUCCAUAAACAAUGAAGAACACUGUGAUCAGAAAUUACACCUAGAGCUGCCGUUACAAGCUAUGUGGAAAUAUAUUAGUGAACAACUCGAUGGGAGUAGAUACUUGUUGGUGCUUCAUUGUCUAGAUUUGAAUAGUUUGAUAUUGCAACCAGAAUGGAGUGAGUUGAAGAACAUCCUGUUGCGUGUGGGCGGGCCGGGAAGUGCAAUCUUAGUCAUCCUCAAAUCAUCUACACAAUCAGUGAGUGAUAUGAGUUUUCAAAAUAGGGUGAAGGAUAUUACAACAUACUGCUUGAAACCCUUAUCUGAUGAUGCAUGGCUAGAAUUAUUCAAGAGACAUGCAGCAAUGACAAUCCCCCUAUCAAAGCGGGACAUAGUAUUCAAGGGCAGUACAUUUGCUAUGCCACUCUUCCAAUUGGUUGGUCAAACUUUUGGGGCAAAGUUUUGGGGAUCGUUAGGCCAUAGUAUUCAAGUAGAAGAUCUCUUUCCUUGUGAAAUAAAAGACAUUCAUAUGGUUAGAAAUUUUCCAUUUGCCAUUGUACGAUUUCUCCAAUACCAUUAUCUACUUGAUAAGGAUUAUAAUGUCAUCUUACACAUGUUGACCGCUGAAGGCCUCAUACCAGUUGAAGGCCUCUCUCCAGGUUGGACUGAGAUCUAUGAGAGAUUUCGUUAUGGAAGAGAAUCAACAUUCUGUUUUCCAAGGAAGCUAUAUUUGCAUAGGAAGGUUCCAGGAGAUUCAACUACUAUUCCAAGGUGCUGUCGCUAUUUGCGUUUGGAAAUUAAUCCUAGAGUGAUACCAUUUCGACUGCCGACCAUGCCAGUUGAGGUGAGCAAGAAGAUGAUAGCAUUGAUUUUACGAGAAGAUGAGGCAACGACACGAGCAUUUCAAGUAUACAAAAAAAGGCUAAUGAAACCAGCAACUACAAUAUCACUUCAAGUAUACAAAAAAAGGCGAACCAAAGCAGCAACUGCAAUAUCGAAGUUCCUCGACAAGAUGUCGGUAAGACUCGUACAUUUGCAUAUAUUAGUUGUAGAAACUAGUAUGAUCCAAAGCCUACCAAAUGAAAUUAGCAAAUUGGUUAGCUUGAGAUACCUCCAUCUUUCAAAGCUUGAGAUAGAAUUACUUCCGAAAUCACUUUUUGACCUACCUAAUUUACGAAUUUUAAGUUUGCUUCAUUGCAAAAAUCUUCAAAAGAUACCUGAACGAAUCCAUAAGCUUAAGAAGUUGCAGAUUUUAAAACUAGCUUAUUGCACAAAGCUUCAGCAGUUACCAAGAUCUAUAACAAGACUCAAAAACUUGGAAGAGCUUAAUGUGGAAGGUUGUUGUUUUUUGAGGAAGCUACCCGAGGAUUUGGUCAGUUUUAAAUUACUGAGAAUUCUCAACGUCGCAGGAUGUGCAUCUUUGUCUCAUAUUCCCCAUGGGAUCGAGCAAUCAAUUGGCCUUCGUAAGUUGUCAGGAAUAUUUGUUGGUGUCAAUGAAGGUUUUGAGCUCACACAGUUGCAAGCUUUAACAAAUCUUCAUGAAUUAAGAUUACGAAACAUAGAACGAACAGAGGAGACUCAAACUGAAGUGCUGAUGGGCCAACAAAGUCUUUGGGACUUGUCAUUACAUUGGGGUGGUGAAGAAAAAAAAGAAAGUUCUGAAUCAACUACAUCACUGCAGGUACUCGAAGCUCUUCGACCCAGCUUGCAGCUAAAAAGGCUAGAGAUCAUUUCUUAUAAGGGAGUGGAAUUUCCUACUUGGAUGAGUAAACAACAACUUGCUGGUUUCAAUUCUUUAGUUGAGGUCAGACUCAUCAAUCUCAAGAGGUGUGCUACGUUACCAUCACUUGGUCAACUUGCUAAUCUUGAGAAACUUGAAAUAAGUGGCAUGGAUUUAAUAACACACUUAGAUGAUACAUUCUAUGGUGAUGACGGCAUAUUUCCUAUGUUAACAGAACUCACUUUCUCAGAAAUGCUUGCACUAGAGAAAUGGUAUGUGCCGAAAAAAAAAAUAUUCUAUAUUUUUCACGCCUUAUGCAAUUGUCAUUAAUUCAGUGCCCAAAACUCAAGGAAAUAAAUCUAUUUGCCUAUGGUACAAUUAGAAUUUGGUUGAACAACGAGACAAUAUGGUCUGUUAGAUUUUGCAGUUGGGACAACCUUCGAAACCUUUACAUAAUAGAGAUAGUCGGGUGCCAAGAGCUAAGGUGUCUGCCACAGGGUAUGCAAAGGUUGAAGCGUCUAUAUAAGAUGAUAAUUAACAGCUGUAACAAUUUGACGACUUUAGUAGCAUUGGAUUCACUUGAAGAAUUGAACAUAUAUGCUUGCCCAGUGCUAGCAUUCAACCUAGCAGCAUUUACAAAACUCAGGACGCUUACAAUUAAAGGUUGCCCAAAGAUGGAAAUUUAUCUCGAUGCCUGGAAGAAAAAAGAUGAGGAACGAUGGUGGAAAAACAGAAGAAGAUAGAAGAGAGAAGAAGAAUGCAAGUAGUUUUCUUCACCAAAAUGAAUGAUUCACUGGGCAUGUUGCAAGCAACAGCCGAUCGACUUAGAGCGGUGGCAUAAGAAGAAUAGAAGAUCCUAAUUGACGUUGAUCUGUUUGUUGGAAACAUAUCUUCUUAGUGUAUUUUAAUUUGGUUAAUCA
Molecule: messenger RNA, 3655 nt
Organism: Zingiber officinale
Lineage: Eukaryota; Viridiplantae; Streptophyta; Magnoliopsida; Zingiberales; Zingiberaceae
Product: putative disease resistance protein RGA1
Exons: 2
Coding region: 306-3065 (919 amino acids)
Biological process (GO): defense response to other organism
Molecular function (GO): ADP binding
Source: RefSeq, a predicted model, not a curated record